CCGACGGAAAUUUUCAAGAAAUGAAUUCAAAAACAGAAAUGAAUUCGUUGGAAACCGUAAUCCGGCUGUGGGAGAACUUCACGGCGCUGCAGGAGGACCCCGCGCUCUCGCCUUGCUACGCCGACCAGCUGCGCCUCGUGUACGACCCCGUCGCCGGCGACUACCGCAACGUGCCCGGCGUCGACACCCGCGUCGUCUCCUUCGGCUCCACCCGCGGCUUCCGCUCCGACGAUCCUGCUCGAAAGUAAGCGA
Molecule: messenger RNA, 252 nt
Organism: Oryza sativa Japonica Group (Japanese rice)
Lineage: Eukaryota; Viridiplantae; Streptophyta; Magnoliopsida; Poales; Poaceae
Source: RefSeq, a predicted model, not a curated record